Tuber melanosporum (Perigord truffle) is the source of this 2065-nucleotide messenger RNA. RefSeq lists its product as uncharacterized. The coding region runs from base 1170 to 2030 and encodes 286 amino acids. The record is from RefSeq and is a predicted model, not a curated record. Lineage: Eukaryota; Fungi; Ascomycota; Pezizomycetes; Pezizales; Tuberaceae. The transcript is spliced from 2 exons.
CAAGCACCAACCAGGUAACACUUCGUUGAGCGUAACUUCGUUGGCGCCAAUUAAGCCCCGGCAGUGUACUCGUACCGUACAGCACCGAUGAAUGGAUGAAUGGUGGGUGUCCAGGAACCAGUGCUGGGGGUUUCGGGUGAUAAGGUGAGACUUUGUUUCAGAGGGCUCUUUCUCAGUGAGAGUAUAUGCGGAGGAAGAGAUAGAGAGGUUGGAGUGGAAGGGAGGAUUGGAGGACGUAGGGGUGAGAAGGGGAGGGGGGCUGGCUCGAACACCACCUCCGCGAUUUUUCCAUUUGCUGGCUGGCUGAAGACCAGCCUGUUGACUUGAUGACGGAUAGAUAUCAUGGUGAUCCUACUGUACCCUACGAGUACUCCGCGAGACUGAAAACCGUGUGACGCAGCGUGUGGUGGUGUACUAUACAGCCUGCAGUCCGCUACUCGUACCGAUACUCGAGUACUCUGCCUGAGUAGUAGCCCUCAAUUGGUCAUACGGUGCAGCACCGGUACAAACCGGUAGGGCAAAUCCACCUCGUGAGGGCGAGAAAACAUGACAAGACGUGUUAUAUCUCAUUACCCCAUCCAUCUGAAUACAGUUGCCGUAUGAUACCAUAUCCAAUCAGCUACAGCCCUACAGGUAUCAUGGAUCACAACCAAACUGCGAUUUCCCAAUCGACUUACUACCCAUCUCACCUACCGGUACCUGCUCACCCCGCCACCACCCUCGUAAUAGUAGCUCAAUUCGAUCCAUGACCUGAAUAACAAAGCACUAAACCCGCAAGUGUCCUUCCAUUUCAUUCCACUCCUCCGACAUCCCCAUUAUCAGGUACUGGCUCGGAUUCACCAGUACCAGCACAAUACUUCCAAACCACCAUGAAGUUCUCGAUAUCUUCAGCAGCCCUGGUACUACUAAGUGCUCAAGCGACAACACCCUUCACUAUCCACCCCAGAACCUGGGAUUUCGUGGGCCUCCCAGACUGCCCAGCUAAAUGCCUAGCCUCUGCUCCAAAGGUGGACUGCGCAGCACCAGUGCCGUGCGAACUCGUCUUUGAUAAGACUUGCUUAGACUGCUGCUCCGACGAGGAUGAGUGAGUUUCCCUCCACCAUAUACCCCCCAAACCAAACACUAGCUAAUGCGAUUUACGGUGGACAGAAAAACAGUAAAUAAUUGGUAUGUGUCACACCUUCUCACUCUCCAUUUUUCGCCAUGGGAUUCGAAGGCUAAUUGAGAAUAGGUGCAUAAAGCUAUGCAAUAACACAACCCCCACACCUCCGCCCUUGCCGGUAUGUACCGCUACGGUAACGAGGGUUAGUGAAAGGACGAUAUAUACCGGGUCUGUGACGGUGACUUCGGCGAGGACGGUGUAUCUGCCCACUGCGACGGCAACUGUCACGGCGACGAGGACGGCGACAGUGUUUACGAACACCAUUAGGACAAUCACCUCCGCAAUAUCAACCUCAACAAUUUAUAGAACCACCAUCACCUCCUCCCUCCCACUCAACUUCCACUCCCAAACCACCACAACAACCAGAACUCUCACAACCACCACAACAACCAUAAGCACCUCCCUCUCCCUCACCACCCUCCCGCCAAUAACCACGACUUUAGCAACAGUAAUAACAACCACCCGCCCACUCCUCCCUCCGGAAACGAUAACCAGCACGCUGACCUGGACAACCUCCUCCAUUUCAACCAUCACCUCCACGAUCCCAGUAACGAUAACAAGAACCUACACCUCCCCGGCAACAGCAACAAAAACCAUAACCUCCCCACCAGGAGCGCCUACGGGCACAACUACAAUCACGCGCACGGAGAGAGCAACGCAAACCGUCACACGAGGAUCGCGAGAAACGGUGGUCGACGACGGGGACCAGAUCAUCGUGUACGACGACCAGUGGGUUAAAGUCGUCGUGAUAUUCCUCCUAGCACUGUUGGCGUGGUUCGUGGGUGUUUGGCUGAUUUGGAAGGAGUGUGUGUGUUGCGCCUAUGUUCCGCCACCACCGCCAGCGCCGCCCGCAGAGGGGGGGUAUUAGAGGGGGGGGUUAGGUUACCAAGUAAUAUAAUAAUU